Rotaria socialis is the source of this 408-nucleotide messenger RNA. Lineage: Eukaryota; Metazoa; Rotifera; Eurotatoria; Philodinida; Philodinidae. The record is from the annotation of a GenBank genome assembly.
AUGAAUUCGAGUGUACCAGAUUUAACUACAAUUAUUUUAAAUUUAUUAAAUCAACAUACAAUACUAUCAAGUAGUCAUGAUGAAUGUAAGACAGAAGAGAAGACAACAACAACUACAGCUAAAACUGAUCAGGAUAAUAAUCGACAAUACUAUUUUAUUGUAUUUAAUAAUCCAAGAUGGUCAAAAAUUAUUCAAAAACGAAAUUUGCAAAUGCAACAACAACAACAACAAGAAAAGAAGAAUAAGACUGAUCCAUCUCCAUCAGUAUCAGUAAAGGCUCCUGUACAAGAUAUAUCAAUAGACGAUCAAUUUAUUAUAGAUUUACGUAAACUUAUGAAUGAUUAUGUACAACGUACCACACGUCCAUUUCCAAUGAAAUAUUUCAUUGAUCUUACUACAGAUCAAUAG